CUAUUAUUAUCAUCCUCACUACUUUCCAGCCCCUCACUUCCCCUCUCCUCUCUCACUCUCGCCCUCUCUCUCUCUCUAAACCAUACUACCUUAUUAGAGAGAGAAAGUGCAGAGUCUGAGAGUGAAACUUACUUAUUCCCAGUUUCUCUACACACUAUUUCGCCUGUAAUUUUCUCGUUAUCUAAGCUCUACAAUAAACAAUAUCCAGAAGAAAAAGAAAAAAAAUGGAUGUCUACGGAGUUUCAGCACCGGACUUGUUUCGUAUUGAUGAUCUUCUCGAUUUCUCUAAUGACGAAAUUUUCUCCAUUAAUAGCAAUUCCUCCUCUACCACCGCCACCCCCGACUCUCAACACCACCACCACCACCACCAUCAACCUCACUCCGACAACUCCUCCGCUGCCACCGCCAAUUACUACGAUGCUCUUCUUCCUAAUUGCUCCGAUGACUUCACCGACAACCUCUGCGUCCCCAGUGAUGAUGUUGCUGAGUUGGAAUGGCUAUCGAACUUCGUAGAAGACUCGUUCAGUAGUUUUCCGACUAACUCCGUCACCGGAACGAUGAAUCUCAGUUCCAAUACUACGUCCUCGUUUCACGGCAGGUCAAGAAGCAAACGUUCUCGUUCUACAUCAAGCUGGACAUCUUCACUCCAAAACCCUAACACUACUACUACUACUAUGAAGAAUAAGGAGAUUUCAGUACAUACCAGAGAAAGGUCAUCUUCAAUGGACGAUGAUGUGCCACGGAGAUGCAUGCACUGCGCUUCCGAGAAGACGCCGCAGUGGAGAACUGGACCUCUAGGCCCAAAAACGCUCUGCAAUGCUUGUGGAGUUAGGUUCAAAUCGGGCCGGCUUGUACCGGAGUAUCGGCCCGCGGCGAGCCCAACUUUUGUGUUAACACAGCAUUCGAAUUCUCACCGAAAAGUUAUGGAGCUCCGGAGACAGAAGGAAAUGAUCCAUCAACAGCCGCCGCCGCCGACGGAGGAGGGAAUGUACGGACAUCACUUUCGAGUCUGCUAACGUCAUCCGAAGAGAAGAAGACACGUGUCUCCACCACCUAGCUGACCGUGGACUCCCUUUUUUUUUUGGUUUUAUCAUCAUGCUAAUUUUACAAUCUGGAACGUUCCUUUUUUUUAUUUGUUUAGUUUUAUUCCUCGGGAUUUUCUUAAGAAAAUAGUUCAGAAUAAUCUUUUUUUGGAA
This is a messenger RNA of Nicotiana attenuata, 1196 nucleotides long. RefSeq names its product GATA transcription factor 4. The transcript has 2 exons. Gene Ontology annotation, cellular component: nucleus. NCBI's taxonomy places the organism in Eukaryota, Viridiplantae, Streptophyta, Magnoliopsida, Solanales, Solanaceae. Bases 225 to 1016 code for a protein of 263 amino acids. Gene Ontology annotation, molecular function: sequence-specific DNA binding; zinc ion binding. Gene Ontology annotation, biological process: positive regulation of DNA-templated transcription. The record is from RefSeq and is a predicted model, not a curated record.